UGAGUUAACAGAAUGGCCUUAUAAAAAGUAUGUCUUAUAAAUGUGUAAGUGUAAUAACUUAACAAUUUUUUAUUAGUUUUUAUGGUCAAUGUUGUGGAAAAUCCGUUAUAGAGUACAUACUUUUAUUUAAGUCAAUAUUUUUCUAUGGGCGAAACGCGAAAAGUUUUUUGACUGUUGUAAAAUGGCGUCUGUGCAAGAGCCUGUUGUUGAACCAGUAAUACAAUCUUCAUCUGCAUCAAAUUUGGAAAAAAUAGAAAGUUUCCUAAAUACAAGUGAAUAUCGUGAAAUAAUUGAAAGUACCUCAUCAUAUAAUAACCGAUUAUGUGCCGACCGUCGUAUGAGAAUCCCUUGGUUGGACAGUCAAACAGGUGUUGCACAAAAUCAUUCAGCCUUGUUGAUGUCACGUAGACAAAGAAUGCCUCCUUUAGCACCAGGUCAAAUUUAUACAUAUCCUAGAGCAAGGUGGAGGAAAAAACGACGACAAUAUUUAAUAAUAAAUUCACGAAUUCUUUCUCGUGCCACUGAUUUUAUAGAUGGUGAAGGAGAUUUGCAUAGUAUUUCUCAGAUGGAAAAUCCUGCCUUACAAGAUACUGAUAGCAAAGAUAGCCAAUUAAAGGAAGAAAAGGAAUGGUACUAUGAUGACUCAGAUAUGUUAGAAUUGGAUGGAUAUGAUGAACCUGAUGCUGAUUCUGAUUUUGAUUACGAAGAGAGCUAUACAAAACGAAGGAAAAGGGGGCGUGGCUAUAAGAGAGGUUUGGAUUCGCCAAGUACACCUCGUCGUGGUAAAGGUGGAGGUCGUGGACGAAAACGUAGUCUUUAUAAUUUCGAUCCAACUCCUGGAGAUACGGAUAAACCAUUUGCUUGUGAUCUGUGCAGUGCUCGCUAUAAAACACGCCCAGGUCUCACUUAUCAUUACACUCAUUCCCAUCGUGAUCCACCAAAUUCUGAUGAAAAUUCCCGUGAUUCACCCAGUUUACGGGUACAUACACCAAAUCAAGUACCAUCUCCACAACCCCCAGGCAAUGCUCCUUUACUCCCAUCUGUUCUCCCAUCAACAUCUGCCACGGCCGCAUCAAUGGGUGGGCCAGGACAAUCUCUACAGGGGCCUGAUGCUAGUUCUACCUCCUCAACUUCAAGCAAUUCUGUUUAUCAAGACAGCUAUGUUACUUUUCUAAAUCAUCCAACGUCUGGAACACCACAAACCACUGGCCGAGGACGUGGACGUCAACCUAAUAAUCCAUCAAUGCAUAUUUUAUCUGGAAAUCAAGCUCCACCUUCCUUACCACCUAAUCCACCAAUAACAGCAUCAACAUCAUCCAACAAUCCUGAUGAUCCACCAAUGCCUGUUUUAGUACCAGAACGUAAAAUUGGACCACCGAACACAUCUGAUUCGAAUUCCAACCAUAGUGUUGGAUCAAACUCGAAUCCAGGAUUGCCUAGUGAACGAAUUAAAACGCCAGAUAGUGGAUCAAACAGUAAUUCGGCACAAACAAGUGCUGGUAGUAUAAUUAAUGAUCCAGCAACAUCUGGCAAAGAAAAAGCAGCACCAAGUCCAUAUUGCGAUUUCUGUUUGGGUGACGCUAAAGAGAAUAAAAAGACCGGUACUUCAGAAGAAUUGGUUUCUUGUUCAGAUUGUGGACGAUCAGGACAUCCAACCUGUUUACAGUUCACAGCAAAUAUGAUUAUAUCUGUUCGUAAGUAUAGAUGGCAAUGUAUUGAAUGUAAAUGCUGUUCAAUUUGUGGUACAUCCGACAACGAUGAUCAAUUACUAUUUUGUGACGAUUGUGAUCGUGGCUACCAUAUGUACUGUUUAAAUCCACCGUUAUCUUCACCACCAGAGGGAUCAUGGUCGUGUCGUUUAUGUAUUGCUGAAUUUCAUAAAUAAUAAAAUCGCUUAUUUUAAAUUUACUCAACAAAUAUAUUAUUUAAAAUUAAGCAAAUUUUAUGUAAAUAUACUUUUAAAUUUUCAAAUAGGACCUUAAAUUUAUUUUUG
Messenger RNA from Chrysoperla carnea, 1993 nucleotides. RefSeq names its product zinc finger protein DPF3-like. Gene Ontology annotation, biological process: nervous system development. Lineage: Eukaryota; Metazoa; Arthropoda; Insecta; Neuroptera; Chrysopidae. The transcript is spliced from 9 exons. The record is from RefSeq and is a predicted model, not a curated record. The coding region runs from base 182 to 1885 and encodes 567 amino acids. Gene Ontology annotation, cellular component: nBAF complex.